GCUCAGGGGCCCCUUGAGGAUUAUCUUUUCUGGAAGUCAAGCCUGUGGCAGAUAUCCAUGGUUCUAACAAAAGGUGUGUUGUUGCCUGUGUUACUGGAAGAGCAUUCCACAGGUGUGGGAAGAAAGGACGUGCCACCGGCCUCAGCUUCUAGGGACUUUUCUCUUGGCUGGGAAGGAUUUUAUGUUCAUCAGAAAUACUUCCAGAAGAUUCAAGAAGCGGUAAGGGUGACGCAAAUCUGUGAAGGACCAGCAUGGGGAUCCUAUACUCUGAGCCUGUCUGCCAGGCAGCCUACCAGAAUGACUUGGGUCAAGUGUGGCGGUGGGUGAGAGAAGACAGAGCCUAUAUCAACGUUCGAGAUGGCUUGAAUGGAGACACUCCCCUGAUCUGUGCUUGUAGGCGAGGACAUCUGAGAAUCGUUUCCUUCCUUUUAAAAAGAAAUGCUGAUGUGAACCUCAAAAACCGGAAAGAGAGAAACUGCUUGCAUUAUGCUGUGAAGAAAAAAUUUACCUUCUUUGAUUACCUACUCAUUAUCCUCUUAAUGCCCGUUCUGCUUAUUGGGUAUUUCCUCAUGGUGUCAAAGACCAAGCAGAAUGAGGCUCUUGUCCGAAUGUUGCUCAAUGCUGGUGUCGAUGUGAAUGCCAAAGACUGUGAUGGCUGCACCGCGCUACAUUAUGCUUGCCAAAUGAAAAACCAGACCCUUAUUCCUCUGCUGCUGGAAGCUCGUGCUGACCCCAUGAUCAAGAACAAGCGUGGUGAGAGUUCCCUGGAUAUUGCGCGGAGAUUAAAGUUUUCCCAGAUUGAAUUAAUGCUAAGGAAAGCAUCAUAAUCUUUGUGGCCUUGCAUGGAGAAGUAGAAAAAGUUAAAGGACUGGAUUCUAUCUCCAUUUUGGACAAUUGGUCUGUGGACCGUUGAACCUGGAUGCUAUGAUUUUUUGGUAACCAUAAUGGUGGUUUCCAUAGUUAACAUUUUGGAAGAGCUUUGUAUUUAGAAUUUUCUUUUGCCCAGUGGAGUUCACCAUGGUCACGAUCCUUCUAGGAGAAACACUAAAGCUCCUGGAGCCUCCAUUUUGGUCCAAAAAAAGGUGACGUUUCAAACUCAGUCUCUUCCGAAGAAGAGGAUCAGAGUUACCUGGCUCGGUUUUCUCAGCUGUGUGGCUCUUACCAAGAGGCUGUGGAUAUCAUGCCCAGAAGACAACUCUUUCUCUCCGUCCUUUUUGAGUAGUAAGAGGAAGAUUCAAAGUAUCCAUAUUUGUAUAGACUGAUAUGUUAGGGGGAUGGGAGGUGAGCUUCAUACGUAAAUAUUUACUUGGUAAAACAACGUCAAUAAAAUCAUCCAUCAGUCGUCA
This is a messenger RNA of Leptonychotes weddellii (Weddell seal), 1346 nucleotides long. It is a transcript of the gene ANKRD22, whose product is annotated as ankyrin repeat domain 22. The record is from RefSeq and is a predicted model, not a curated record. Gene Ontology annotation, molecular function: protein binding. NCBI's taxonomy places the organism in Eukaryota, Metazoa, Chordata, Mammalia, Carnivora, Phocidae.